Messenger RNA from Bipolaris zeicola 26-R-13, 357 nucleotides. RefSeq lists its product as uncharacterized. The transcript is spliced from 2 exons. The record is from RefSeq and is a predicted model, not a curated record. The coding region runs from base 1 to 357 and encodes 118 amino acids. NCBI's taxonomy places the organism in Eukaryota, Fungi, Ascomycota, Dothideomycetes, Pleosporales, Pleosporaceae.
AUGGCUCCUAGCAGUGCUGCUGCAGAGCGAGCUCCGCUACAAGAGUGGUUUGUCAUCUGCCCGGACUUUGAUGGUGUGUUGGAGAAACGGCUCAAAGUGCGGCCCGAACACCUCAGUCGACUGAAACAGGAUCCGGACGAUUUCUGGCUGUGGGGCGGACCCAUGCUUGAAGAGCCAAUCCAGGAAGGCAAAUCUACACCGCCAAAGAUGAAGGGCUCUGCUAUGCUGGUUGGAGCGCGGACGCGUGAGGAGGUGGUUGAGCGGCUUAAGAACGAUAUCUAUGUUUCCGAAGGCGUGUGGGACUGGGACAAAGCGCAAAUCUUUCCAUUCAAGAGCACGCUGAGGAAGGCAUUGUAG